Molecule: messenger RNA, 3684 nt
Organism: Onychostoma macrolepis
Lineage: Eukaryota; Metazoa; Chordata; Actinopteri; Cypriniformes; Cyprinidae
Gene: tpcn3
Product: two pore segment channel 3
Biological process (GO): transmembrane transport; monoatomic ion transport
Cellular component (GO): membrane
Molecular function (GO): monoatomic ion channel activity
Source: RefSeq, a predicted model, not a curated record
AUUUUCCAAAUGCGAAGGCGUGGAUCAUGAAUUUUUAAUAGCGAGACCUUCGCCGUGCUAGGAUUUGUAAAUUCGCUUCGUUUGCAAGAUGAACUUUUUUUCUAGACGGGAUUUCCUGCGAACUGGAUCUGUAUCAGCUGCGUAAGGACAGAGAAAAGUUGAGGGACGGAGAAAAAUGUCAGAGCCUGAAAAACCAAAGGGCCAUACUUUAUCAAAGGAUGAAGGUUUAACCAACGGAGGAAACAAUGUUCCCACUAACAUUUCAGAUGAGAUGACAGAGAAAUUCAACCUUGCCACAGUAAAUGUGUCAGAUGCCCAGUAUAACAGGAACAUCUUUUUUGAUACUUCGCCACAGGCUGUGAGGCUCUACCUGUUGUACAAUCACUGGUUCAUGCAGAUGCUGGUAUAUGUGUUCAUCAUCAUAAAUCUUGCUCUGGCUCUCUUUGAGGAUCCCGCUGUUGUGCCACUUCCUAUAUGGACGACUUCUACAAUUGAGAUCAUAUGUCUCUCAGCGUUCACUGUGCGGAUGGUGCACUAUGCCAAAGUCAUCAGGGAUAAAUUCUGGAAGGAUCCUAAAAAUAUCUGCAUCAUAGUCAUUGUAAUGCUCUCUUUCAUAGAUUUGACUAUAUAUGGGGCUCUGAAAGCAACUGGCUACUUUGCCAUCCGAUGGUCGAGGGUCUUAAGACCACUUCUUUUAGUCAAUGUUACAGAGGGAAGACAACUGCGGAGGGCCUUCAGGAGUAUUCGAAAUGCUCUGCCUCAGAUCUCCUAUGUUUUUCUGUUAUUCAUGUUCAGCGUGUUGGUCUUUUCUCUCAUGGCUCUUAAAUUAUUUGGGAAAAGGGGCCUUCUUACCAUUGAUGGUUCUCCAUAUUUCACUGACUACUUGGAUAUUGUUUUCGAUCUUUAUAUUUUAGUGACCACUGCUAAUAGCCCUGAUGUCAUGAUGCCGGCAUACAACUACAGUGUUUUCUUCACUAUUUUCUUCAUUCUAUACAUUGUUAUCAACACAUAUACCUUCAUGUCAUUCUUUCUUGCUGUCGUUUACAACAACUACAAAAAGUACCUUAAGGAGGAAGUGCGGCAGCUGGUGAAAGCCAGAAGAUUUAAGAUGUGCCGGGCGUUUUCUUUGCUUCAGGAGACCCGGGGUGAAGGUGGAGAGCCUGUAGUGACCCAGGCCAAAUGGAACCAUCUGGUUAAACUUGUCAAGCCGAAUAUCAGUAUUGCUCACCGGGAAUUGCUCUGGAGCGUCUUAGAUGAUCAGAAUAAAGGACACAUAGGGAAGUUUGCAUUUGUGCAGCUUGCUGAUCUUCUGAGUAUUCAGGUGAUCACAGUGAAGUCACAGCCACACCCCAUUCAAAUCUGUUUCCCCUCCAUGUAUAAUUCCUCAGUCAGCAGAUUCAUUCGCUAUAUGGUUCAUCACAGAAUGUUUGUGUAUGUCUAUGACCUGAUUAUCCUGGUGAAUGCUGUAUUCAUUGGUCUGGACGAGGAGAACCCUGUGGUAUCAAAUGCUGAGUGGGGUUUUCUGGCUCUUUAUAUGUUGGAGAUCAUUCUCAAACUGUACGCUACCGAGCCUCGGGCGUUCUUCGCUCGACAUCAUUUCUGGAACUGGUUUGAUACCAUCAUUAUUGUGUCUGCACUCUUUGGCACUAUCAUUAACUCAGCACUCAAACACUCUGGAGGUUACACAAGUCGCCAGAUCUUGGACAUCGUUUUCAUCUUGAGAGUCCUCCGACUCAUACGCUUGGUGGAUUCCAUUAAGAGAUUCCGAGCUAUCAUCAACACUCUUAUUAAAAUUGGACCGACUAUUCUUAUAUUUGGCCAGCUCAUAGUGGUGGUGUAUUACAUAUUUGCCAUGGUUGGAAUGGAAUUAUUUAAAGGUAAAAUUCAGUUCUUUGAACCUAACUCUACAAGUCCUGAUCAAGAGUACUGUGGAAACCCUCUCCUCAAAGGAACCACUUUUGCUAAACUCAACUACUGCAAGAACAACUUCAACAAUGUGGUCUCUUCCUUCAUUGUCUUGCUGGAACUCACUGUGGUUAAUCAGUGGCAUGUGUUGACCAGCGGUUUCACGGCAGUCACGCACGUUUCAGCCAGAAUUUUCUUCGUCCUUUUUCACAUUGUGGUCGUUAUUAUUAUAAUCAAUAUUUUUGUAGCAUUUAUCUUGGAGGCGUUCUUAGUAGAAUACACAGUUGACAAAAGUGACCUGCAAACUUCUCUGGAGAAAAAAAUAGAGGAUCUGGAGCUUAAUGUUCAACAGGAUGGUGUGGACACUGGUCUUGUAGAUGCAAUGGAAAGCAAUGACAAUGAACUGGGCCCUUCUGAAGCUGGCAAGCAGAAGCCCUCCCUCAUGUUCAAGAUUGCUUCAAGAAGAUCCAGAACUGUGGAUGGACUUUUACAGCGGAUGUUUGAAACAGAUCUUCGUCCUGAAGACUUCAAUGAGGAAGAGGAGCCAGAAAAUAUCAACUUCUCAAACCCCGUCUUUGACUCAGUAUAACCAACAUUAAAAAAAACCAAAAAAAAAAAAAAACAUGUAAAUAUAUAAAUACAGUUUGUAUCAAAGAUUCUCUUUAUGUAAGAAAUAUUUGAUAAGAUUUAUUAUGUAGACUUCGGUAUAUGGACCACUAAUAUUCAUUUUUCAUUCAUCAAAGAGUCUCAUUUGUAAACAAAGGUUUGUGUGUGUAUAUAUUUUAUAUAUAGGCCUAUAAUAUUAUAAAGUAGCAUCUUUUUUUCUAUUUUUAAUCAUUUUGUUGAAAAAAGGGAAAUAUAUCGCAUGACAAACAGGGAUUGCUCCAGAGUAAAAUUUUGUACACAUACACAAUUGAAAUAAUAAUAAAAAUAUAGCUGCAAGCAGCAAAGACAGGCCCCGGCCCCGGCCCCGGCCUCGGCCCUGGUGGCACCUUCACCACCAGUAGCAUCAGGAAAACGGUGCACAGCGGGUGCAUGCUUGUAACCCUCUGGCAGUCUGGUUGUUGUGUUACAGCAAUGAAAGUGUUAGUUUAGAACAGGGGUGCCUAAUCCUGCUCCUGGAUUGGGCACCCUUAGAAUGUCAAGAGUGUGAAACAGAUACAUUCACAGAAAGGGAAGGAUAUAUAAAUCUUGUAAUGAUCUAUAUUUUUUUUACAAUUUUUAAUGAUCUAUAAGCAUUUAUAAAAUAAUUGUAUAAAACUAUAUUGACAGUGCAGUACAUUUCAACUGAUUUUAGGUUUUAAAAGGCAGGCUUAAAAUAUUUCUUCUCCUAUGACUCUAGUGGAUAACCUUAGUAUUACAUCCUUCAUCUGUCAGUUGAAAUGUCUGAUAGUUUUAAAUUUGCUGGCCCUACAGCAUCAGAAAUUCAAGAAAAUCAAGCACGUUUGCUCAGAAUGACAUUUUCUGUAUGUAAAAAGGUUUGAGGAGUUUGGACAACGUACUUUAUAAAGAUAUAAGAAAAUGACUGUUUCUGUUUUUGCUCUUACUUUAAUGAAUCGCCAUGGCAACACUGUUCAAGAUGUCCAAAAAACGUUCACAGUUUUGGUGUGAAUUGCAUGAUUGCUCUUGGAAGAGUAUGCACUUGGCCGCCGAAUCACCGCCGUGUCGAUAUACAUAUAUACAGAGAUACUUGAGUUUGUUCUAAGCAACAUUACUCUGCUGAUUUUAUUAUAUAAUGUAAAUUACUUGUACAACAAUUAAAAACAAAUGGUGCUAUAA